CAUGGUACGAGGUGUGGUUGUACUAGACCUGCACCAGGUCAUGGAAAGUGCUCAUGCAUCGUUGCUACCAUGGCGCCAGCAUUCCAGCACCAAGGAGGAGAAUCCCGCCGAUAUUGGCUCCACGGAUCACGUUCAUAGCCAGUACCAAUCGAAAUGGUUGCGACUGCAACAAUGUUUGCCGCAUGUGUUUCGCGUUGCGCUCGUGGAUGCCAUCAUCUUCGGUCCAGACGAUGUGCUGCUCGUGCACCUACUACAGCAGCUGCACUCACUCAGCUUUGAGUACCCCACCUCCUUCCUGCAAGACACGAUAGUAUUGGCAGCUACCGUUGCAGCCAGCCUAGGCCACGUGGCUCUCUUGGGAUGCCUUGUACCAUCGCCACGUUUACCUACGAACGCUAUCAUGGACAAUGCCGCUGCCCAUGGCCACUUGCAGAUCCUCCAGUUUCUCGACUCUACCUCACUCGUUUUCCCAUGUUCCACCAACGCCAUGGACUUGGGAGCUCGGAAUGGACACUACGACGUCGUCCGGUGGCUUCACUUGCAUCGACUGUCGACGGGGUGUACGGCUAAUGCGAUGGCGUGGGCAGCUUGGAAGGGCCACGACCGCAUCGUGCGCUAUUUGCACACCCAUCAGCUGAGUAGCCGUCCCGAAUUGGACGGUGGUCGCUCCAUCGAUUUAGCGGCGCAGGCCAAUCGACUACCUAUGGUGCAAUGGCUCCACGGCCACGGCUACGACACCACUGUCGAGUCGUUGGAAGUGGCAGCUCGACGGGGAUUUGUGGAGCUCCUGGCGUGGUUGGUGAAAACGUUUCCAGACAAAUGCACCGUCAAAGUCAUGUAUCAUGCCGCGUCCAGGCACGACGAGGGGAUGGUGCACAUGUUGCAUGCAAACACAGACCCGACGUACACGACAGACGUUGUGAGGUGGGCGCGGCAGCGUGGACACCGUCUAGUAGCCGCAUAUGUUGAAAGCGUAUUGCAACUUGGGAAGGUCGAUCGUGGCCAAAGUGAAGAUGUCGAGUCCAUUUUGCAGGACUUUGACUCCAUUUGA
Aphanomyces astaci is the source of this 1051-nucleotide messenger RNA. RefSeq lists its product as hypothetical. The annotation marks the transcript as partial. NCBI's taxonomy places the organism in Eukaryota, Oomycota, Saprolegniomycetes, Saprolegniales, Verrucalvaceae. The transcript has a single exon. The record is from RefSeq and is a predicted model, not a curated record. Gene Ontology annotation, molecular function: protein binding.